Diospyros lotus (date-plum) is the source of this 1199-nucleotide messenger RNA. RefSeq names its product adenine phosphoribosyltransferase 3-like. The transcript has 6 exons. Gene Ontology annotation, molecular function: adenine phosphoribosyltransferase activity. NCBI's taxonomy places the organism in Eukaryota, Viridiplantae, Streptophyta, Magnoliopsida, Ericales, Ebenaceae. Gene Ontology annotation, biological process: adenine salvage. The record is from RefSeq and is a predicted model, not a curated record. The coding region runs from base 353 to 901 and encodes 182 amino acids. Gene Ontology annotation, cellular component: cytoplasm; cytosol.
AGCUCCAUUCUUGUGCAGUGCGCCAGGCCACUCUCUCUCUCUAAAGGCCCGCGCGCACAGAUUCUCUUCUCUCCCUGUCUGCAAAAUUUCACACAAGCCAUUCUCCACGCUUUCUAUAUAAAUACCUUCAAAAUCCCUCUGUCUCUCUCUUGUUUGCUCUCUACGCUCCUAACUCUCUCUCUCUCUCUCUCUCUGUCUCCGAACAGCUUCAGAAUUCAGGCAGUAAAGAGACGCGCUCGUAUAAAUACGCGCGCGCCCACACACAAACACUCGCAUAUAUAGAGAGAGAAGGAGCUUCUCUUUUAUUUUAUAUAUUUUUUUCUGCUUCUUGUCUCUCUGAAUUGCGUCCGCAAUGUCGGCUUGCAGAGACGACGAUCCUCGCAUUAUAGGAAUCAAAUCCAAAAUCCGCGUCGUACCGAACUUCCCCAAACCAGGGAUUAUGUUUCAAGACAUCACGACACUGUUACUGGAUCCAAAAGCCUUCAAGGACACCAUCGAUUUGUUCGUCGAGCGCUACAAAGGCAAAAAUAUAUCAGUAGUUGCAGGAAUUGAGGCUCGUGGCUUUAUAUUUGGUCCUCCCAUUGCAUUGGCUAUAGGAGCAAAGUUUGUUCCAUUGAGAAAACCAAGGAAGUUGCCUGGAGAGGUUAUUUCUGAAAAGUAUAUCUUGGAGUAUGGAACUGAUUGUCUGGAGAUGCAUGUUGGGGCUGUUGAACCUGGCGAACGUGCUUUAGUGGUUGAUGAUUUGAUUGCUACUGGUGGAACACUAUGUGCAGCAAUGAAUUUACUGGAACGUGCCGAGGCUGAAGUUGUUGAAUGCGCAUGUGUAAUUGAAUUACCGGAUUUGAAGGGCCGUGAUCGAUUGAAGGGAAAACCAUUAUAUGUGCUUGUGGAGUCUCACUAGCUCUGCCAGCUGAUGCUACAACUGUGUUUGUUGGCUUGCUGCAGCAUGAUGAAGUGUACAUUAGAGGGCUAUUGUUGGCUAUACCUUUAUCGCAGUCUCCUGCCAUUAUUUCUCCAUUUCAGCUUAUUAAUUUUCAUGAACAUGUGGCAUUCAGGACCAUUUUUCUUUUAGUGUAGAAGAAGACACCGGAUUAUGUCGGAACAACCACAUUGUUUCUCAAGGAUGAAUUCAUAUAAUUCAUUUAGAGCUUAAUUGCCAAACAGGCUUUCUUUUGAUUAAUUAUAUACUUUGCUUGUCA